UGAUAUUGGACAGUGAGAUUCAAACCCAGGUAUACACUUUGCAGGGCACAUUUUUUUUUUUUUUGUCAUGCACUUCGAGAAUAUGGAUAGCUGAAGGUUGAAAGCAAGUAGUUCUGUAGAAUUCCUUUGUUGUAUUACAAAAGCUUUUGUAUUUUAUUUUAAUCAUGUCUGAAAAUGAUGUCCUUUUAACUUUCUUUUGAGAUGGCAGCUCCUGGAUUUACCCUUGGUACCUUCGUGUUUGUGUUGCUCGUUAGUUCUGUGGUUAAUUACCCUAAUGGAAAAGUCACAAAGUCGUGCCGUGGAAUGGUUCCCCUUCAUGGCCACAGCCCCCAGUCUGAGCCCAUCCACCACAUUGCAGUGAGCCAGAGGAAAUUCCGACCAGGAGAUCGGAUAGAAGUUACUUUGUCAGGACCACCGUUUAAGGGUUUUCUCUUAGAAGCUCAUGAUGCUGAGGAUCUGAGUGGCCUUCCUAUUGGCUCCUUCACACUGAUUGACAGCCAAGUGUCACAGCUUCUGACUUGUGAAGACGUACAGGGAUCGGCAGUGAGCCACACAAGUUCAUCCAAAAAAACAGAAAUUAAAGUCUACUGGAAUGCUCCAAGCAGUGCCCCUGAUCACAUACGGUUUCUAGUCACAGUUGUUGAGAAGUAUAAAAUCUACUGGGUGAGGAUUCCUAGUGAUGUAAUUUCACAGCCAAACGCACUUCCUUUAACGACACCUACAGUUACAAUAGCACCUUUGUCACCAUCACCUCCAGUCUCCCAUUUAACCAAACCAUUCAGUGCUUCAGAUUGUGGGAACAGGAAGUUCUGUGUUAGGAGUCCUGUGAACUGUGAUCCAGAGAAGGAGCCUGCCUGUGUCUUCUUGUCCUUCACCAGAGAGGACCAGUCGGUGAUGGUUGAGAUGAGCGGUCCCAGUGAUGGCUAUUUAUCCUUUGCCUUUUCUCAUGACCGGUGGAUGGGGCACGACGAUGCUUACAUGUGUAUUCGUGAAGAUCAGAGUGUGCACAUACAGCCUUCUCAUUUGACGGGGCGAAGUCACCCUGUGAUGGACUCCAGGGGGAUUCUUGAGGAUAUGGCUUGGAGGUUGGCGGAUGGUGUAAUUCAGUGUUCUUUCAGAAGAAACAUUACCCUUCCUGGGGUUAAGAAUAGAUUUGAUCUGAAUGAGAGCUUCUACAUAUUUCUAGCAGAUGGUGCAGUGAAGGAUGGUCGAAUUUACAAGCACUCUAAGCAACCUCUAAUUACAUGAAAGUAUAAUGUGACAGACUCUCCAAAGAACAUAGGCGGAUCCCAUUCUUCACCCCUUUUGAAGGCUCAUGGUGCCUUGAUGUUUGUGGCAUGGAUGACCACUGUCAGCAUAGGUGUACUGGUUGCCCGGUUCCUCAGACCUGUUUGGUCAAAAGCUUUCUUCCUUGGUCAAGCAGUUGGUUUCAGCUGUCAUCUCACUUUGUCAUCUCACCUGCAGGUACAUCGGGUACUUAUGCUCAUCACUUCUGGACUCACCUGCAUUGGCUUUGUCCUGCCUUUUUAUACAGAGGAGGCUGGAGCAGG
Messenger RNA from Castor canadensis (American beaver), 1550 nucleotides. The record is from RefSeq and is a predicted model, not a curated record. NCBI's taxonomy places the organism in Eukaryota, Metazoa, Chordata, Mammalia, Rodentia, Castoridae.